AUGGGAAACCCAGCGGCGACCUUCAAAGAUGAUAUGGAUGCUGCCCGCGAAGCUAUAUCCAGAGAGACAACCCAGGGACGCAAUGUGGUUGUCCUUGCGCACUCGUACGGCGGCAUGGUUGGCAAUAGCGCUAUCAAGGGUUUCACGCGGCCACAGGCCAUCACAUCAAGCCAGACUCAAACCUCAUCAACGGGGUACGUUAUCGGCCUCGUUCUCAUAGCCUCUGGCUUUACCAUGACAGGACUAUCCUUCAUGGAUCCGUUCUUUGGCCAUCCACCUCCUUACUGGCGGGUCAAUAGCGAGACCGGGUAUGCCGAGCUUGUCACUUCCCCACGUGAGCUGUUUUAUCAUGACCUGCCAGCGGAAGAGGCUGAAUUCUGGGUUUCGCAGCUCACAACCCAGAGCCUUAAGGCAUUGUUCGAGGGUGGUGAGCAUUCAUAUGCUGGUUGGAUGGAUCUGCCUGUCUGGUAUAUCGGCACUGUCGAGGAUCGGGGUUUGCCGGUGUUGGUGCAACGGAUCCAGGUCGGUGUGGCAAGGGAAGUGGGUUGUAGUGUGGAGCAUAGGGAGCUGCAGACCAGCCAUUCGCCAUUUCUGAGUCAGCCAGAUGCGACGGCAAGAAUUAUAUUGGAGGCUGUCGAGGCGUUUACAGGGAAGCAAGUGGAAGAUGAAUCUACGAGAGAACGAGGCGAUGCCAUAACGGUGCCCACAGUCAGGCUUCGGCAACCUUUCACAUUGUUUAAGUUUGGACUGCCGCUGGCCUUUGGUCACGUAAUAGGAAGGUGUGUCCUCCUAUUCAUGUGGGGAAGAAGGCUAUGGAGGUCUGGUUUCAGGUAA
Molecule: messenger RNA, 834 nt
Organism: Aspergillus lentulus
Lineage: Eukaryota; Fungi; Ascomycota; Eurotiomycetes; Eurotiales; Aspergillaceae
Product: alpha/beta hydrolase
Source: RefSeq, a predicted model, not a curated record